Musa acuminata AAA Group (dessert banana) is the source of this 1269-nucleotide messenger RNA. Its product is annotated as rac-like GTP-binding protein 5. Gene Ontology annotation, molecular function: protein kinase binding; GTP binding; GTPase activity. Bases 411 to 1004 code for a protein of 197 amino acids. Gene Ontology annotation, cellular component: cytoskeleton; cytoplasmic vesicle; cell projection. NCBI's taxonomy places the organism in Eukaryota, Viridiplantae, Streptophyta, Magnoliopsida, Zingiberales, Musaceae. The transcript is spliced from 8 exons. The record is from RefSeq and is a predicted model, not a curated record. Gene Ontology annotation, biological process: cortical cytoskeleton organization; regulation of cell shape; small GTPase-mediated signal transduction.
UCCUCAACUUGUGGGGAAGACGGAAGAGAAGAAGAGGCGUAAUGAUGCUAGCUGGCGUUGAACUGUGUGUCAAUUGCCUUCCGUUCGCUCUCCCUCUCCAUGUCUUCUUCUUCUCCUCUCUCUCUCUCUCUCGCACACAUUUAGUGCUGCUUCUGUAGAUGAAUAAUUCACAGCACAACUCCCAAAUAUACAUAUCCUCUUCCCUUCCACGCUGUUGAUCUCCUCACCGCUCGCUGCCUCUUAUCGGCGACCGAUUCAACCGCACCAUUUCUGGCGAAGGAUUUUUUUACAACCCCCGACAGCCGAAGAUGUGCACUAGCUAGAGCCGCGCGGAGGCCGACUAGGACUCACCGGACGAGGAGGAGAGAGAAAGGCGGCGUUUUGUGGGGGGAAAGGCACCGGCCGAUGAGAUGAGUGCAUCCAGGUUUAUAAAGUGCGUCACGGUGGGGGACGGCGCCGUCGGCAAGACCUGCAUGCUCAUAUCGUACACCAGCAACACUUUUCCCACGGAUUAUGUCCCGACGGUCUUUGACAAUUUCAGUGCAAAUGUAGUGGUCGAUGGCAACACAGUUAAUUUAGGUUUGUGGGAUACUGCAGGCCAGGAGGACUACAACAGACUAAGGCCUUUGAGCUACCGGGGUGCAGAUGUUUUUCUGCUGGCCUUCUCUCUCAUAAGUAAAGCCAGCUAUGAGAAUGUGGCUAAGAAGUGGAUUCCUGAAUUGAAGCACUAUGCGCCUGGUGUGCCCAUAGUUCUUGUUGGAACAAAGCUUGAUCUCCGGGAUGACACGCAAUUUUUUGUAGAUCACCCUAGUGCUGUACCAAUAAGCACCGCACAGGGCGAAGAGUUGAGGAAGGUAAUUGGUGCUCCUGCCUACAUCGAAUGCAGUUCAAAGACCCAACAAAAUGUCAAGGGAGUUUUUGACGCCGCCAUCAAAGUGGUACUUCAACCACCCAAGCAGAAGAAGAAGAAAAGGAAGUCGCAGAAGGGUUGCUUCAUCAUGUGAAUACUAUGCACAUGAACAAGAAAUAUGUAAUCGACCUACCGCAAGUCAUGGAAGCUUCAGGUUAUCGGUUUCAUUUCUCUCUUAUGAUCUGUCGCAGAUUUAUCAAUCAAUCAUGUAACCUCCUAUGCACAUCUGAUGUUUGGGUAAAUAUUCGAAGUCUGUUUGACUUGCAGACAUGUUGUACUUGGUGUUUUUUUUACCUCAAUUACUCGUGUUACUAUAGAUUUGUGUAGUGAUUAGGAUCUGCAAGAUGGCUUGCCGUGCA